Penicillium vulpinum is the source of this 1170-nucleotide messenger RNA. Its product is annotated as O-methyltransferase family 2. The coding region runs from base 1 to 1170 and encodes 389 amino acids. The transcript is spliced from 5 exons. Gene Ontology annotation, molecular function: O-methyltransferase activity. The record is from RefSeq and is a predicted model, not a curated record. Lineage: Eukaryota; Fungi; Ascomycota; Eurotiomycetes; Eurotiales; Aspergillaceae.
AUGGACCCCAUCAUUGCCCAAAUCCAAGCCAUUGCCCAAAAUAGCGAUGAAGCCGGUCGGUUGAACAUCAUCCAGUCUCUCAGACGAGUGAGGAUUGAACUUCAAUCUCCAAAAGAUACAUUUAUGGAGCUUGCAGUACCGGGGUUAACGAAUGCAAUGCUCCGAAUUAGUGCAGAUCUGGGAAUUCUUCGCACUCUUGCGAGAACCGGUGUAUCCUUGACUGUCGCACAGCUUGAAGAGCUGACUGGAGCAUCUCCUUCAUUGCUAGAAAGAAUUCUUCGUUACCUAGCGGCAACAGACAUGAUUAAAGAGACGGGAGUCAAUGAGUACACUGCAAAUAGCAUCACUUAUGCUUUGGCUGGCUCCGAGGGUGAUGCCAUGAUAUACUAUGGAUUUGACACGAUCGGACCUGUUGUGCAAGCGAUGCCAGCCUUCUUUGUUGCAAACAACUACCAAGAUGUCACCGUCAAUACCAACACUCCGUUUCAGAAAGCUCAUAACACUGAACUCACCUCAUUCGAGUGGCUUGUCCAGCAACCCAAGCAUUUUGAGAACAUGCAAAGAAUCAUGACUGCACUUCAAGGAUCAGAAUGGACUGAGGGAUUCGAUAUCUUUAACGACGAAGCGCGUAAUAUUCCAUUCAAGCCUUCAUCCACUGCGCCGAAGCCUUCAGAGAAACCCUUCUUCGUCGAUGUUGGUGGCGGCCAUGGCCACCAAUGUAUCGAGCUUGGAAAGAAGCACCCCAAUCUCCUAGGUCACCUUGUUCUCCAGGACUUGCCAGAGGCAGUGGAACAUCUCCCCCCCAUUAAUGGUGUGAGGGCAGAGGCUUAUGACUUUUUCCAACCCCAGCCUAUCAUUGGCGCCAAAUUCUACUACCUCCGAAGAAUCAUCCACGAUUGGCCUGACGACAGAGCCGCAAAGAUCCUCGGCAAUGUUCGCGCCGCCAUGAGCCCCGACUCGCGGGUCUUGAUCGAUGAUGCUGUGCUGCCGGAUACUGGCGCUAACUGGCAAUCUGCGGUGGCUGAUCUGGCCAUGAUGACAUUUGGUGGCAAAGAGCGGACAAAGCAUCAGUGGGAGUCACUUGCAGAAAGUGCGGGCUUGCGUGUGGAACAGAUUCAUACUUAUGUUGCUUCAACUUAUACCGCUGUUCUAGUUUUGGCCACCAAGUGA